AUGGGCGCUGGAGGCCCACAACGGGGUGCAGGCCCCCCAGAUGGUGGCUGGGGCUGGGUGGUGCUGGGCGCCUGCUUCGUGAUCACCGGCUUCGCCUACGGCUUCCCCAAGGCCGUGAGUGUCUUCUUCGGAGAACUCAAGCGCGACUUUGGUGCGGGUUACAGCGACACAGCCUGGGUGUCCUCCAUCAUGCUGGCCAUGCUCUACGGCACGGGCCCCUUGUCCAGCAUCCUCGUGACGCGCUUUGGCUGUCGCCCGGUGAUGCUGGCUGGCGGGCUCCUGGCUUCCGCGGGCAUGAUCCUGGCUUCCUUUGCCUCGCGCCUUCUGGAGCUGUACCUGACGGCUGGAGUGCUCACAGGCCUGGGCCUGGCCCUCAACUUCCAGCCGUCGCUCAUCAUGCUGGGACUCUACUUCGAGCGGCGACGUCCCCUGGCCAACGGGCUGGCAGCGGCGGGCAGCCCGGUGUUCCUGUCCACGUUGUCGCCGCUUGGCCAGUUGCUGGGGGAGCGCUUCGGCUGGCGCGGUGGUUUCCUGCUGUUUGGCGGCCUCCUGUUGCACUGCUGCGCCUGCGGGGCCGUCAUGCGGCCACCACCAGGGCCCCCUCCCCCACUUCGCCCAGAUUCGGCAGAGGACCGCGCGCCCGGCGGCGGCCGAGCCCGCCGCCGCCUGCUAGACGUGGCGGUGUGCACCGACCGCGCCUUCAUAGUGUACGUAGUCACCAAGUUCCUAAUGGCACUUGGGCUCUUCGUGCCUCCCAUCCUGCUGGUGAACUACGCCAAAGAUGCAGGCGUGCCUGACACUGAGGCUGCCUUCUUGUUGUCCAUCGUGGGCUUCGUGGACAUCGUGGCACGGCCGGCGUGCGGUGCCCUGGCGGGCCUGACACGCCUGCGACCCCACGUCCCCUAUCUCUUCAGUCUGGCCUUGCUGGCCAACGGGCUCACGGACCUGAUCAGCGCUCGUGCGCGCUCCUAUGGCACCCUCGUGGCUUUCUGUAUCGCUUUCGGCCUCUCCUACGGCAUGGUGGGCGCGCUGCAGUUCGAGGUGCUCAUGGCGACCGUGGGUGCGCCCCGCUUCCCCAGUGCGCUGGGCCUGGUACUGCUCGUGGAGGCCGUGGCUGUGCUCAUAGGACCGCCCUCUGCCGGCCGCCUGGUGGAUGCCCUGAAGAACUAUGAGAUCAUCUUCUACCUUGCUGGCUCCGAGGUGGCCUUGGCUGGAGUCUUCAUGGCAGUCACCACCUACUGCUGCCUGCGCUGCUCUAAAAAUACCCCAUCAGGUUCAGCGGCUGAGGGAGGAGCCGCUGACUCCGAGGAUGUGGAUGCUGAGAGGGACUCUGAGCCAAUGCCCGCCAGCACUGAGGAGCCUGGCAGCCUUGAGGCUCUGGAGGUGUUGAGCCCCAGGGCUGGGUCCUCAGGACCUGAACCAGAGGUGGAAACAGUGUCUGGGCUGGGUCAUGAGUCUGUGUAG
Messenger RNA from Chionomys nivalis (European snow vole), 1464 nucleotides. RefSeq names its product solute carrier family 16 member 8 (gene Slc16a8). The coding region runs from base 1 to 1464 and encodes 487 amino acids. Gene Ontology annotation, cellular component: membrane. Gene Ontology annotation, biological process: transmembrane transport; monocarboxylic acid transport. Lineage: Eukaryota; Metazoa; Chordata; Mammalia; Rodentia; Cricetidae. Gene Ontology annotation, molecular function: monocarboxylic acid transmembrane transporter activity. The record is from RefSeq and is a predicted model, not a curated record. The transcript is spliced from 4 exons.